UAAUGAUGAUGUACAGGGAACAGACUGGUUUUUAUAAUUUAUAUAACUCUAAUAAAAUAUGUUCUUCAAAUUAAGACAGUAUUAACAUUUGACAUUGAUAAUCUUUCGUGGCCCUAACCUGUGGGUGUGCUAAUAUUUUCAAUCUACACAGUAUACAUAAUAAUUAUUCUACUAACUCUGUACGGAGCACUGUGGUAGGUACUGACGAGUUGUUUCYAACUGUAUCAGCACAAAGGGCCGCGGGGUGCACGCGACAGACACGACUAUUUCAGGUGUACCUGCUUCACGCUGUAGUGAUGGCGACCAGAUGGGGAUUGAUUGGCACCAGCAAUAUAUCUCACGAUUUCGCUGUGGCCAUGGAUACAUUGCCACGGACAGAGCACUUGAUCACAGCAGUGGCGUCCAAAGACAAAGCGAGGUCUCAAGAAUUUGCCAAACAGUUUGACAUUCCCAAUGCGUACGAUUCUUAUUCUCUGAUGGCAAACGACACCGAAGUAGAUGUUGUGUACGUGGGCACUCUCAAUGAGCACCAUUACUCUGUUAGUCGCUUAAUGUUGGAACACGGUAAGAAUGUUUUAUGUGAAGAACCGUUCUGUCAAAAUACUAAGCAAGUUGAAGAGCUCGUUGAACUUGCAAGGUCAAAAAAUUUGUUUCUUAUGGAAGCAAUGUGGAUGUUUUUCACACCAGCAUUCACUAUCUUAGGAGAAGAAAUCAACAAAGGUUCAAUUGGUGAACCAUUGCAAAUAAUAUCUUCAUUUGGCACACCAAUGUCCGAAUCACUAAUUCAACAGCGAAAUAGUGGUGGAUCAAUAUUAGAAUUGGCUGUAUUCUCAGUUUACAUGAGCCAAUUUCUGUUUGGUCCUGAAAAGCCUCAAAUCUAUGGCACUUGUGGACAGUUAACAGAAUCUGGGUAUGAUAAAAAUGCAAGUGUAAUAUUAAAGUAUAGCAAUGGUAGAAUCUCUACGUUUUUAAGUCAUUUUAAAGUUGACCUACCUAACGAAGCAAUUGUAUUYGGCACUAAAGGAAAUAUUAAAUUAUAUGAUCCAUUCUGGUCAGCGACUAAAAUUUCUGUAAAUGGAACAGACAUUAAUAUAGACGUGCCUAAUACAAAAAAAGCAACAAGAUAUGGAAAUAGUGUGCAACUAAUCUAUGAGAUUCAAGAAGUUAGAAAUUGUCUUCUGAAAGGGUUAAAUGAGAGCAGUGUUGUUCCAUGGUCACUAAGUAUCGAAAAUGCACUUCUGGUUGAAGAUAUAAGAAAAAAAUUAGGAGUAACUAUUUAUGAAUAAUAUAAACCAAUUUUGGUUGAUAUUUAAAAUUAUUAUGAU
This is a messenger RNA of Diuraphis noxia (Russian wheat aphid), 1325 nucleotides long. Its product is annotated as trans-1,2-dihydrobenzene-1,2-diol dehydrogenase-like. Gene Ontology annotation, molecular function: nucleotide binding. Lineage: Eukaryota; Metazoa; Arthropoda; Insecta; Hemiptera; Aphididae. The record is from RefSeq and is a predicted model, not a curated record.